AUGUUCAACACGACAACCAGUAGCCCCGCCGGGUCUGAUAGCAACGAGAAGAACUUCGAAGCGGGCGGCCCCGAGGAUCAUGGCGUCAAGGGUAGGCUGCAAUUGGAAUCGACCGAGCCCGACAGCCAUAGGGAUUCUACCACGUAUAAAACGUAUCAUCAGAGCGAGGACAACAGCUUGCCCAACCAGUCAACUGAUGUAGUUGACCGUGUCACAAGUCGUAUUGCGAGUAGAGUCACCUCACGAUCGACCAUAACCCCUGGACCGCCACCCGAUGGCGGAUUAAGAGCUUGGUUGUGUGUCUUUGGCACCUUUCUCGUCGUUAUGAAUACAUGGUAUGACCCUAGAACCCCCCCCCCCAACCAGAUAACUAAGAGGAACGAUGUCAGGGGCAUGAUCAACUCCUUUGGCGCCUUCCAGAGCUACUACAUCCAAACCCUCGACCGCAGCCCCUCGGACAUAUCCUGGAUCGGCUCCGUCGAGAUCUUCCUCCUCUUCUUCGUAGGCACCUUCACCGGCCGCCUCACGGACGCGGGCUACUUCCGCUCCGUCGCGACAGCCGGCUCCGUCCUCGUCGUCGCGGGCACCCUGGCGGCCUCGGCCUGCACGCGGUACUGGCAGCUCCUGCUCGCACAGGGGGUCUGCGUCGGCCUGGGCAACGGGUGCCUCUUCUGUCCCACGGUCGCCCUCGUCUCGACGUACUUUGCCGAGCGGCGCGCCUUCGCCAUCGGGAUCACGGCCUGCGGGAGCGGAGCGGGCGGCGUGGUGUUUCCCAUUGUCGUUCGGGAGAUGUUGCCGCGUGCCGGGUUCGGCUGGACGAUGAGGACGCUCGGGUUCGUCCAGGCCGCUGCGCUGUUUGCCGCCUUGUCUUGUCUGAGGCCGAGGGUGCCGCCUCGCAAGACGGGGAGCUUGGUGGAGUGGGCGGCGUUCAGGGAGUUGGAGUAUACGUUCUAUGCCGUGGGGGCGUCCUUGUGCUUCUGGGCGUCCUACAUCGUCUUCUUCUUCCUCGCAGCCUACGCCCGCGACAUCCAAGGCGCCUCCUACGACACAUCCCUCGACCUCCUCAUAAUCGCAAACGGCGUCGGCAUCCUCGGCCGCCUCGUCCUCAACAGCCUCGCAGACCGCGUCGGCAACCUGACAAUGUUCGUCCCCACCGCCGGUGCCGCCGCAGUGCUGGCGUACUGCUGGGCGGCGCUGCCCAUCGCCUCCUCCUCCUCGCGGGUGGGCCUCUACGUCUGGGCUGCGUUGAGCGGUAUCGCACUGGGCGGCAUCCAGGCGCUCUUCCCCUCCGCGCUGGCGUCGCUGACGGCCGAUCCGAGGAAGCAGGGGGCGCGCAUCGGCAUGGUGUUUACGAUCGUGAGCGUGAGCGUGUUGACGGGACCUCCGAUUGCGGGCGCGUUGGUGUCUGCUUUGGGGGCUCGAGAUCGAGCAUCUUAG
This is a messenger RNA of Colletotrichum lupini, 1437 nucleotides long. Its product is annotated as riboflavin transporter MCH5. The transcript has 4 exons. Gene Ontology annotation, molecular function: transmembrane transporter activity. Gene Ontology annotation, cellular component: fungal-type vacuole membrane. The record is from RefSeq and is a predicted model, not a curated record. Gene Ontology annotation, biological process: transmembrane transport. NCBI's taxonomy places the organism in Eukaryota, Fungi, Ascomycota, Sordariomycetes, Glomerellales, Glomerellaceae. The coding region runs from base 1 to 1437 and encodes 478 amino acids.